GAGAAAUUGAAAGAGGAAAUUAAUAAAAUAAAGAUUGGAAUGGGGCUUGAAGCAGCUGAGAGGUGCCUAGCAAAGGAUGCUAUAGCUACAAAGAAGAGGGAUUUUGAGGAGCAACAGAGUUUCUUAGACUUGAAUAACCCUUCUUUUGAUCAACAAUGGACUAAUCCUACUCAUCAUCGUGACAAGAGACAGGCUGGUUUAUUUGGUCCAAUGCCAAGGGCAGAAGAAGUUCCCAUGAACUUGAAUUUGAAUGCAACAGAGGAGCCUAAGCUGAAGCCAUUAACACAACCUAUUUGGAGGAACAAUAGAAGAUCAUGGACACCACCGCUUCAUGCUAAGUUUGUCAUGGCUCUUCAUAUGCUAGGAGGUCCUGAAGUAGCUACACCCAAACAAAUAAGAGACCAUAUGCAGAUUGACGGGUUGACUACCAAUCAAGUGAAAAGCCAUUUGCAGAAAUACAGGAUUAUCUGGAGGAGCUCUCAAUAUAAUACAACUGAGUAAUCAAAGUUGUUCUCUUCUCAAGGCCACCUGUUGCCAGCAUCAUCACCAUGGAAGACAAUCUUAAGUACUUCAAUUAUAUACUUUUCCUUUUCUUUGUUUCUUUUAAUAGAUAAAAGAACUCUCAGUGCAUGCAUGGCAAGCAUUACUGUCAUAAAACAGAAAGACUAUUCCUGGUGAUUUUAUAAAUUAUAAUGAACUUUUAUUUGGUAUACAAUUUGGAAGCAUUUAGCCUUA
Jatropha curcas is the source of this 735-nucleotide messenger RNA. The record is from RefSeq and is a predicted model, not a curated record. NCBI's taxonomy places the organism in Eukaryota, Viridiplantae, Streptophyta, Magnoliopsida, Malpighiales, Euphorbiaceae.